Messenger RNA from Oncorhynchus kisutch (coho salmon), 2903 nucleotides. RefSeq names its product zinc transporter ZIP9-like. The transcript has 7 exons. The record is from RefSeq and is a predicted model, not a curated record. NCBI's taxonomy places the organism in Eukaryota, Metazoa, Chordata, Actinopteri, Salmoniformes, Salmonidae. The coding region runs from base 1212 to 2150 and encodes 312 amino acids. Gene Ontology annotation, molecular function: metal ion transmembrane transporter activity. Gene Ontology annotation, biological process: transmembrane transport; zinc ion transport. Gene Ontology annotation, cellular component: membrane.
GCACUGUAAACAUGGCGGUGUUCAGCAAUCUCACUGGAGUAAAGACCUCCUCCAGUUCUGUCGUUAUUGAAAGAGAUAAUACCUCACAUCUCAAAAUAGAACCAUUUAAUGUCAGAUCCCUCACUACCAAGGCAGUCAUAGUCAAUGAACUAAUCACUGAUCAUAAACCUGAUGUGAUUGGCCUGACUGAAACAUGGCUCAAGAAUGAUGAAUUUACAGCGCAGUCAUGGCAGAUAAAUCCUCACAUUUUUGGUGACUUCACUAUUAACACUGAGAACACCACAGACCCAUUAAAAAAAAUAUUGCCUAUAUCUAAUCUCCCAUUCCACAAUACGUGGCUGUGCAUUGCACCUCAAAAAAUUGGAUACGAUCCGUCAACCCAAUCCCAAGGAAGAUGAAAAUGAAGAAGACAUUUGUCAUCAUUAACUUCCAAGAAAAGAUUAACCACAACCAGCUAAAACGGUUAUACCUUUUAUACAUGUAAAUAGAUUGGCUUGUGUAACAUCUGACGUAUCGGUCCACAGUCAGUGAAGAGAAAAGUAAACACAGAAUGAAUAUAUGUCGUGUACGCGUACUACACGCGUACGUGGCAUGUUUUUUUGUUUGUUGCACGGACGGUGACGUAAGCGUUACCCGGAAGUGCUACAUUUCAUCCGCAAUGGAGAUACUGGCUUGUUGGCAAAACAUUUCAAGCUAGCUAUAGAUAUAUAUAUAUAUAUAUAUAUAAAUAAUAAGAAUAAAAGCUUACUGCAGGUUGCUAGUUUUGAUGAAAUGGUUAUAACAAAUAGCAACGUUGGAGAGUGUACGAUGUGGGUCAACACGCUAUGAAUUACAACUUGCCUGCUGUAGGCAAUAAGACUCAUGCGAGAAGAUUGUCCGCUAGGCUAACCCUGCUAGCCGAGGGUGUUUACAUAUCUACAAAGUAAGGAUCAGACUAGUUAGGUAGUUCUCUAGAUGUACAUGUUUGCAUGACAAAACCGCGUUCAAGAUAGAUCAAUAACUCGGAGCCUUUCCACGUCCUCUGAAAGUCACUAGAAAUGAUGUAGACUUACAUGUCUGUUUAGACCUCGGUACAGAAAGCUCUAGCUAGAAUUGCGACGUCCGGGAGUUAUAUUUGUCUAGCGAGCUAGAGCCUCAACACGAACCACAAGUUGUGUCUAGCAAGCAAGCUGAAGAGCAACAACACCAUUUUUGUUAUCAAAUCUGUAACUAUGUCUAUGGACGACUUCACUUCGAUCAGCCUGCUUUCCCUGGCCAUGUUGGUGGGGUGUUAUGUGGCUGGAACCAUUCCUCUGGCUGUCAACUUCUCAGAGGAGAAGCUGAAGCUGGUGACGGUCCUGGGAGCAGGGCUGCUGUGUGGUACUGCCCUGGCUGUCAUCAUCCCCGAGGGGGUCCAUGCCCUGUACGAGGAGGUCCUGGAGGGUGUGCACCACGCCCCUGGCCAGGUGGAGGGGGUGGAGGUGUCCCAGCCCAAGGAAGGUGUGGAUGCAGCUCUGGGGGUCAGUGGGGAGCACAGCCACGAUCACCUCCAUGCCUACAUCGGGGUUUCUCUGGUCCUGGGGUUCGUCUUCAUGCUGCUGGUCGACCAGAUCGGAAGCGCCCACGUAUACAGCAGUGCUGACGAUCCAGAGUCUGCGAGGGUUGCCAGCUCAAAGAUCACCACCACCUUGGGACUAGUGGUCCAUGCAGCGGCGGAUGGCGUGGCUCUCGGCGCAGCAGCUUCCACCUCUCAGACCAGUGUACAGCUCAUUGUCUUUGUGGCCAUCAUGCUUCACAAGGCCCCAGCAGCCUUUGGCCUGGUCUCUUUCCUAAUGCAUGCUGGUCUAGAGAGGAACCGAAUCCGUAAACACCUGCUGGUCUUCGCCCUGGCAGCACCUGUCCUCGCCAUGGUUACCUUCGUAGGACUCAGCCAGUCCAGUAAAGAGGCACUGUCAGAUGUGAAUGCCACGGGCGUGGCCAUGUUGUUCUCUGCCGGGACCUUCCUGUACGUUGCCACGGUACAUGUCCUUCCCGAGGUGGGCGGGACCGGACACAGCCACUCCCCCACACCGGGGAAGGAAACAGCGAAGGGACUGAGCAAGGUGGAGGUUGGGGCUCUGGUUCUGGGCUGUCUGAUACCUCUGGUGCUGUCUGUCGGACACCAGCACUAGAGACACACACACAGAGGAGGAGAAGAGAGAACGGGUAGGAAGGAGGAGGGUCUAGAGGGAAAGCAGCCAAACAGAUCUCUCUCUUGUGUCUUAUGUAUCUGUUCUUUGACUGCUGAUUGGUUGGAGUGGGACAACGACUGGCGGCCGGAUCAAAACCAUUUAAAACCCACGCUGGAAGACACAGGGAUGACGAUGUCAUUAAUAACAACUUUUUCUACGAGAAGUGUUGUCUGUUGACAAGAGACUUGUACUUGUUUAAAUGUUUAAAUAAAUAUAUAUAUAUGAUUUUGAGCUCUAGGUAGACUGUACAGAUAAGCAAGAGAGUUUGGAUCGUGGUCGUGUCCUGUUUCAGACGAACUGUCGACUGACUCCUGAACUCUUAUAAAUAAACUUAAAAACCUAAAUAUUGUUGACAUCUUGCAGUAAAAGUAAAGUUGUUUUUUAAAUCAGUGAUAAAAAUAAAAAAAAUAGCUGGUUUUCAGACUUUGAAUAACUUUACUCUACUGUAAGAUGAAAUGUGAUAGUUAUUUAUGUUCUUGCUAGUGGGAAUCGAGUAUUUAGAAGUUUUACAUGUAAUUAGUUAAAUUUCUAUGACUUUUGAUCGUACCUAAUGGUUACUUAUAUAUAUAUCUGCUCUACUAUGAGACGUCUGAGAGAAAUGUGUCUAUGAGACUGAUUUCCACAGACCCUAACCUUUUGUUAACUGAAAUGCCUGUCUACCUUCAGCCACAUAAAGGAGCGCUUGCCACACGA